AUGGUCCGAGGAAUAGAGGGAAACGAAAUGUCGACUCCGAAGACUUCGUCUCAGAAGAAGCAGCCAGCAUCAGGUUCGCAAUCCAUCAAGAACCAGAAGUCCAUCCUGGGUUUCUUCCAGAAGAAGCCGACCAACUCGCCCACGCCUACACGCGAGACGAAACAGGAGAUCAACACACCCACUCUCUCGAAGAACCUUUCGGCAUCGCUCACGCCCCAACCAAGCAGCGACCCUGUCCAACCGUCGAGUCCCAUCCGGCAAGAGCGAGGGAUCAGUCAGGGAAAGAAUAAAGAGAAUGGUCUGCAUGCAUCUACGGCCCGAAAGACGGUCAAUUAUACCGAAUCGGACGAAGAGGAUGACGAUGUAUUCAAACCGAUUGCCAACGGAGCGCGGACAGGAAGGGCUACCAAGCGUAGAAAGGUGGUCAUAGAUGAUGAUUCGGACGAUGAAUUCGAACUUGAUGAAGCGACACAGCAAGCCUUAGUUGAAGAAGACAUCGACGACUUCAUCGCGCCGGAUGAUUCUGAAGAGGAUGCCCCUUCGAACAAACGCAAGCGUCAACGACCCAUGAAGCCGAGCACAAAGACAGCAAUGCCAUCUUCACCGUCUGUGCCUAUGAAGAGCGAUGACAGCGACGACGGGAAAGACAUUCUCAUGGACGGUGUACCUUCCACUGCACAGCAAUGGAAAUACGACCCGGACAAUCUCGAGCCCUUGAACCCUCGUACAGCUAUAAGGGUACCGAAGACGAAUGUAAGUAAGGGGAAGACCAAAGCUUCAGCCACGGCACCCGAGCAGCGACACGAAUGGCUCACAGAUAUCCGUGAUGCGGACCGGAAGCCUCCAGAUCACCCAGAAUAUGAUCCACGAACUCUAUAUGUCCCACCUGGGGCAUGGAAAAAGUUCUCGCCCUUUGAAACACAGUACUGGGAGAUCAAGCAGAAAUUCUGGGACUCGAUCGUGUUCUUCAAAAAAGGAAAAUUCUACGAGCUUUAUGAGAAGGAUGCGGUGAUCGGUCACCAGCUUUUCGACUUGAAGCUGACUGAUCGGGUCAAUAUGUGCAUGGUCGGAGUACCCGAGGCAUCGCUUGACCUGUGGGCUAAUCAAUUCGUCGCCAAAGGGUAUAGGGUGGCCCGAGUAGAUCAGAUGGAGUCUGCUCUUGCGAAAGAGAUGCGCGAGAGAGGUGAAAAGAAGCUGGCGAAGGCCAAGAAGGAGGACAAGGUCAUUCGACGUGAGCUGGCCGGUGUCCUCACCUUGGGCACCCUUACUGAAACCGGUAUGCUGACAGAUGACAUGUCAACAUACUGCAUGGCCAUUAAGGAGAUUGACCGUGACAAUCUACCCGCCUUCGGCAUCGCUAUCGUGGAUACUGCCACGGCGCAAUUCCAGCUUUGCGAGUUCACGGAUGACAUCGACAUGACCAAAUUUGAAACACUUAUAGCGCAAAUGCGACCGAAAGAGCUUCUCAUAGAAAAGUCAUGCAUUUCUGCGAAAGCUCUACGCAUCUUGAAGAACAAUACUACUCCAUCGACGCUCUGGAAUUACCUUAAACCUGGCAAAGAGUUCUGGUCUGCUGACGACACCAUUCGCGAGAUCGAAGCGUCUAAGUACUUCGAGUCCGCCACUGAAGAUGACAUCGAAGCGUGGCCUCCAGUUCUACGCGAGGCUCGCGAUCACAGUUUGGCAAUGUCAGCUUUCGGCGCCCUACUGCAGUACCUUCGCGUCCUCAUGAUCGAACGCGAACAGGUCACUCUAUGCAACUUUGCAUGGUACGAUCCAAUUCGGAAAGCUACUAGCUUGGUACUUGACGGUCAAAGCCUGAUCAAUCUCGAAAUUUUCGCAAACAACUUCGAUGGUUCUGGUGAGGGUACGCUGUUCAAGAUGCUCAACAGGUGCAUCACGCCGUUCGGCAAGAGACUGCUGAAGCAAUGGGUGUGUCAUCCUCUAGCAGAUGCAAAGAAAAUCAAUGCACGGCUCGAUGCUGUUGAUGCGUUGAACUCAAAUCCCGAUGUUACGGAAAGCUUUACGGCUUCACUGGGUAAACUACCGGAUCUGGAACGAUUGAUCUCCAGGAUACACGCCGGACGCUGCAGAGCUCAAGACUUUUUGAAUGUCCUCGAAGGAUUCGAACAGAUUGAGUAUUCCUUUGGGUUGCUCAUGAAAUUCAGCGAAGGUGACAGUAUCAUCGAACAACUCGUCGCCUCGAUGCCAGAUCUUUCCAGCGUCUUAGAAGAUUGGAAAACUGCAUUCGAUCGCAAGUUUGUAAAGUCUGAUGGCAUACUCGUUCCUGCACCAGGUGUAGAGGAGGAUUUCGACAACAGCCAGGAAGAGAUUAGUACCUGUGAGGCGAAUUUGAAUCGACUAUUGAAGAAAGCCCGGACGGAUCUCACCUGUACAGCUAUCGUCUACAACGACAUUGGAAAAGAGAUAUACCAAUUCGAGGUGCCUAAGAAGGUCAAAGUGCCGAAGGAUUGGGAUCAGAUGUCUGCCACUGCCAAAGUCACACGAUACUACUCGCCCGAAUUACGUAAACUCGUUCGAGCGCUUCAAGAAGCGCAAGAGACCCACGGACAGAUUGUUCGGGAUGUGGCUAGUCGCUUCCACGCACGUUUCGACGAGCACUACGCGACUUGGCUCGCUGCCAUUAAAGUUGUUGCUCAACUUGAUUGCCUUAUCAGUCUUGCGAAAUCAUCGUCCUCGCUUGGAGAACCAAGUUGCCGUCCAGUGUUUACCAACGAGGAACGCACAGUUGUGGAUUUCCAAGAACUACGGCAUCCCUGCAUGUUGAACACCGUGAGCGACUUCAUCCCGAACGAUAUAACACUAGGCGGUCAUACUCCCAGUAUCAACCUACUUACGGGUGCCAACGCCGCUGGCAAGUCGACCAUCCUUCGAAUGACAUGCAUUGCCGUAAUCAUGGCACAAGUCGGCUGCUAUGUGCCUUGCACAUCUGCUACGCUCACUCCCAUCGAUCGUAUCAUGUCUCGUCUUGGUGCCAACGACAAUAUAUUCGCUGCCCAAUCAACCUUCUUCGUCGAACUGUCUGAAACACAGAAGAUACUAGCCGAGGCCACGCCGCGAUCAUUGGUGAUUCUGGACGAGCUUGGCCGUGGUACCUCGUCAUAUGACGGUGUAGCAGUCGCGCAAGCCGUUCUUCACGACAUCAGCACUCGCAUCGGCUGUGUCGGCUUCUUUGCUACCCACUAUCGCUCUUUGGCGAAGGAGUUCGAAGCUCACCCGGAGAUCUCGAAUAAGAGGAUGCGUAUCCAUGUGGACGAUGCUUCACGGUCCAUCACCUUCCUAUACAAGCUUGAAGAUGGCGUCGCUGAAGGGAGCUUUGGUAUGCACUGUGCAGCUAUGUGCGGAAUCCCUAGCAAGGUCAUCGAGAGUGCGGAAGUUGCGGCGAAAGAGUGGGAACACACGUCGCGCCUGGGAGAACGAAUGGAGGUAAGGAAAGAGGAGGGCGGGGCGUAUUUGCCCCUCGGGAUACAGAGCGAUAUUGCUUGGGCUAUGCGGGAGGGCAUCCAGGGUGUUGGGGACAGAGCGUUGGACACCCUCAGGGCUGCCCUUGCUGCCCUAUAA
This is a messenger RNA of Didymosphaeria variabile, 3582 nucleotides long. It is a transcript of the gene MSH6, whose product is annotated as DNA mismatch repair protein msh6. Gene Ontology annotation, biological process: mismatch repair. Gene Ontology annotation, cellular component: nucleus; MutSalpha complex. The record is from RefSeq and is a predicted model, not a curated record. Gene Ontology annotation, molecular function: ATP-dependent DNA damage sensor activity; ATP binding; mismatched DNA binding. The transcript is spliced from 3 exons. Lineage: Eukaryota; Fungi; Ascomycota; Dothideomycetes; Pleosporales; Didymosphaeriaceae. Bases 1 to 3582 code for a protein of 1193 amino acids.